Oncorhynchus nerka (sockeye salmon) is the source of this 625-nucleotide messenger RNA. RefSeq names its product inhibitor of nuclear factor kappa-B kinase-interacting protein-like. The transcript has 3 exons. The record is from RefSeq and is a predicted model, not a curated record. Lineage: Eukaryota; Metazoa; Chordata; Actinopteri; Salmoniformes; Salmonidae. Bases 1 to 624 code for a protein of 207 amino acids.
AUGAUUGUAUUGAGUCUCGCCGCCUCCGAGGACGACCUGCAGGGGGCUCUCUCCACCUUCUCCCUGGCGACGCGCCUCGAAUGUGAGCUCUCCUCGCUCCAUGCCGUCGUCAUGGCGAUGCAGGACGACGAGAACUCCGCCUCUCGCGAUCUCCAAACAGUCAACGCCCGCUUCUUCAACGUGACUGAGACGUGGCAGACGGGCCUGGCCUCGUCAUGUGAGGCGCACGCUGGAGCCACGGACCGGGUGAACGAGGCCGUGCAGAGGGCCCGGGCGCUGGACGAGAGGCUGGAGGACAGCACCCGGCGGAACACACACGCCAUGGGCCACACCGAGGACGAGGAUGCCAAGCGGACCCAGGACCAGCUGGACUGGAACACCAAGCACCUCCACAAACUGGAGGACCAAGUCCGGAGCCUGCUCCGAGUAGAUACCGAGUUAGUUGCCCAGCUAGAGGAGCACAUCUCCCGGGCCCAGCAGUGCGAGGCUCACCUCCCGGCUAUGGAGGAGGCAGUGCGAUCCAUUCUGAGGCUGGGGGGGGGGACAUGGGAGUGGCGGAGCGAAGGCUGGAGGAGCUCACACUGCAGGUGUUUGGGACAGAGGACAGCAUGCUUAAAGCCCUGAC